Molecule: messenger RNA, 3369 nt
Organism: Aedes aegypti (yellow fever mosquito)
Lineage: Eukaryota; Metazoa; Arthropoda; Insecta; Diptera; Culicidae
Source: RefSeq, a predicted model, not a curated record
GUAUGUAAAACGAUCAUGACCUUAUCUAACCGUUAUCUCCACCUUGCUCUCCACUUCUCUUUUCCAGUCGUCUAUGCCGAUUAUGCCUCGUCGGGCCGUUCCCUUCAGUUCCUCGAAGACUACAUCAACAAGGAAGUGCUACCCGCCUUCGGUGAUACAAACUGCGUCUCAGCCGUCACCGGCCUUCAGUCACAUCUCUAUGAUAACGAAGCACGGGAUCUGGUCCGGGUGGCCGUCGGGGCCACCACCGAAGAUGAAGUCGUCUUCUGUGAUAAUCCAGCCGAACGGUUGUGCUUCCUGCUAUCGUCCAACUGCUGUCUACAGCUGCAGAAAUCGAAUCAGUCACUUCCGCCGGUGCUGUUCGUCAGCACGUCGGAACCCAUCCGAAACCUCCGCCAGUGGAUCGACGCUGGAUGGCACGUGGAGCGAGUCAUCAAAAAUCACGAAGGCUUCCUGGACCUGGUGGAUUUGGAGAAGCGCCUCAUGCAGUACUCGGAAGCUAAGCGAACGAUGGUGGGGAUGUUCUCGGGAGCUUCGAGACUCACGGGGAUCCUGGCAGAUGAUGUAGCGACCACAAUUUUACUCCAUCAGUACGACGCACUGUCGAUAUGGGACCACAGUAUUGUGGCGUCGUGUGCACCGAUCGUGACGAAUCCGAUUCUUCCAGGGGCGCAGAAAGAUGCCGUAUUCUUCCACUGCAACAAGAUGAUCGGAGGAGUGCAAGCUCCGGGCGUUCUAGUGAUCAAGCGAAAGUUGGUGGAGAAUUCGGUUUCGUUUCUGCAGGAUACCGUUGGGGUAGUGGAGGCUGUGAGGGCAGGGCUAGUUUUACAGUUGAAGGAAUCGCUAGGGGUUCAGGCGAUCAUGAGUCGAAUGGAGAAAACCUGCAAGCAAAUACUGGCGCAUGUGAGGACAAUUCCGGAGAUAGCGCUGCUAGGUCCUCCUUGCACUACAGCAAAACGGUUGACGACGCUGUGUUUUAUGGUGCGCCAUCCGAGGGGAGCUUUCCUCCAUCAUCGCUUCGUAGUGGCCGUGUUGAACGACGUAUUCGGAGUUCAAGCAACGGCGGACAAUAUAAUAGCGGAUUCGCUGGGGAUAAACCCGCAGUUGGCGGUGGAAUACGACAAGGUGUUGAACGACGAAUCUCUGAAGUCGGCGAGUAUCCAUCCGGGAUAUAUUAGGAUUACGUUUCCGUAUUUCAUGCCAGAGGCUGAGGUAGCAUUCAUACUGGAAGCGCUCAAAAUGGUGGCCACGGAAGCUUGGAAGUUACUACCUCAGUACGACGUAGACGACCGCACCGGAGAAUGGAGACACCACUCGAACUCCUUGGCCAAAGAACGCAAAUGGUUAGGUGCAAUACGCUAUACAGAUGGAAAGAUGUUGUUUUCCGAUCGAAGAAUUUCCGGUCCUGGGACAUUUCCGCAGAGCUACUCGGACUGUCUCCAAACGGCGCGGAAUCUGUUCAAUCGCGCCCGGAAGAUGGCGCAGAAGUCCACGACGGACGAAGUUGUUCUCAAGUUGCCAAACGCUUCGAUGGAAAGCUUAAGAUGGUACAUGCUGCCCGGUGAGGCUCAUGAACUGCUUCUGGGGCACUCGCAUAGCGUCAAGAAUACAGUGCCAUUCGAUCCCACCAAGAUUCCAGAAAAUCCGCUUCUGAUGAUCCAUCGCCAUCACAGUCUCUCGGCGUUGGAUAUCAAGCGGUUCAAGAGCCGUAGUCUUCCGGCGUCUCCCCUGCAGAUCUCCAUCCGGCGGCAGCACUCCAGUUCACCGAGUCAAUCGCACAGCCCUACGCCAACGCCUACUUCGUCGCCUCCGCUUGUGCGAUUCUCGCUGGGCGGUGAAGUCACCAACUACAGUCCGCCAUCUUCGUCGCACCAUCAGCUACAGGUAACGAGCUUCACGGCCGUGAUGCCCGAUAUCAGCACCAGUCGAAACAGAUGCAAUAGCUGGGGAUCUCCAACGAGUUCGGCAACGAUUGGCAGCCCAGUCGACCACGGUAGCCUAACUAAUCUCGAUUGCGCUACUAAUGCCACUGGGGACGAUGCUGGAACUAACUGUGGUGGUGGUGGUGAUCUAGAUUUCUUUGGUCCCCAGACGCGAAACAGUCUCGGGUUGGGCCAGCAUCAGCGCCGUCGAUCGCAGGCGAUCGCUUCGUCGUCGACGGCGACCAGAACUUCGGGUCGUACGGCAAGCCUCGGCGAACGUUCGCCAGCAUCGCCUCCGCCGAUGACGACGACGACGUGUUCGUCUGCUGGUCGACCAGCGAAGCAGCGCUCUUGUUCCUGCAGUAGCCAGACGGAUCUGAGCAUCGGAUCCAGCGAGAAUCUAGCCACUGCAGUGGGAGCGUCGCUCGCCCCGAGUCUACCGAAUCUACUGCAGUCGUUGCCACUGGGAAGUAGCUGCAGCGAAACUGCCGAAGACAUUCAGGCUUACGUCAAAGAAGUCACCAAAGAGUUGGCAACGGAGAUCAAAUCCGAAAUUCGGGACGUCAUUUCCAAGGUGGAAGACGCUCUGGAGAGUACGGAUAGUCUAGAUAUGACGGGAGCAUCUAUGAGUUCCCUUGGUAAUAUUAGUGUCAACAACGACAUCAAACGUGAUUCGAUCUCAACAAGCGAUGUCGUGGACUAUCUCCGGGAGUUUAGCAAGGGAAUGAUGAACGAGGUCAAGUCGGAGAUCCGCGAUGUUGUGAAUGCCGUGGAUGAGAUCAUCUCGCCUGAAGGUUGUCUAGGGUCGCGCAAAAACUCUCCACCGGACAUCCUCAAGGGCAAUUCGGCCGGCGCUGGUGGUGGACAUAGACUCUUGAUGAAGCAGCGCUUCAGUGAUAUCACACCCGACACCAGCCGGCCCAAGUCCGCCGACAUUGACAAACAUCGUUCGGAAUCGUUCCCUCGGCCAAACUCGUCAAUCCAUGCUGCCACGGCGCCCAGUCCUGAGCACUCGGGCCCGGGCUUCCCCUACACUGGUGCCAUCUCCAAAAAGUCAGAUCUCACCUCGUCCAUGUCGUCGCAGGACUCCGGUAUCAACAUGAGCUUCACCGAGCAUGACGACAAAACUCGCAGCGCGUUCGGCAAAGACAGAAACCGUACAAUUUCAGCUCAUCUGGAGAAGGACUCCGCACGCCAUCAAGCGCCACAGCGACGGGUUCAGUCGGAAUCUGCCGCGCCGCCGUCGCUAGCAGCUCCAGAAACUCCGGAACCGACACGCCUCCCGACUACCCCGGAAGUGGUGGACGUGUUCACUCCGAAAAGCGCCCUCAUUCGUCAGUCGAACGUUCUGAAGAGCACGCCCUCGCAAGAGCUCGAUCCGGACGCUGGUCCGGAAGGUGCCCGGUGGCUCAACCUCCCCAAGGACAUUUGGAAACAGGCAGCUGAG